AUCUGCAGCACUUUACGAGGAAUACGAUAGGCUUCGUAAGGCCGGCAUCAGGCAUCAGCGACGGUCGAUGCUUAAAAAGGCUUGAUAUCUGCUAACUCUAAGCUCUUACUUUUUCCUCCAAAUACCACAGGAUUCAUACACAAAUUCUACUUGCUUGGAUUUUCAGAAGCAUUGCACGUCAACUAUGUCUCAAGGCUCUAGCAUCCCCAAUGCCCGCUACUCCACCAUCACCAACCACACCGUCGAACCGCCAGCAUGGUCAUCCCACCCCCGAAUCGACAGAUCAACCCUCACGAACUGCCGCCUCGCCGGCCUCUCUGAAAAGACCGUCUUCGACCGCUCCCGCCUCACAGACACCACAGUCACCUCUUCAGCUCCCGCAGCCCCCUCAGCGUCCAUAUCCGACGCGCAACCGGGGAAAUCGCGCUUCGACCGCAGCGUCCUCGAGCGCGCCCACGUGACAGACUCGCACCUCGACCGCUCCACCAUCACAGACAGCACGCUGAACCUCGCACGCGCGGACCGCAGUACUGUCUCUGGGACUCAAUGUGCCAUCAGCAACAGCCGGCUAGACCGUUCAACGGUCUCCGAUAGCUUUAUCAGCGGCGACAGUGUCGUCGAACGCAGCGAUGUCAAGGAGGGCUCUGAGGUCAGCGGCAAGAGCCGUCUUUCGCGCUCUCGAGUGACCGCCUCGCGGGUUAGGGACGAGACGAAGCUGGAUCGGAGCACGCUGAAGAACUGUAGCAUUGAGAGGAGUUCGGCGGGGAGAAGUACUUUGGAGGAUUGCCAGGUUGUGAACUGUAGGCUUGACCGGACGAAAUUCACGGGGAUGCGGUUGGCAAAUGGGCGGUGGGAGAGGGGGAAUCUGAUAGGGAGGUUGGGAGAGGGAGAGGUUAUAUGUGAGAGGAUCGAGCAGGCGAGGGAUGAGGAGAAGAGAGAGCGUGCGGAGACGCAGAGGGUGCAGGAGCCGUUGACGCCAUUAGAUGUUGCAGAAGUGCUUGCUCUACGUGAUGGGUUUUUGCCAGAUGAGAAGAGAUUGCAACCCGACGCCCCUGACUCACUUCGCAUAAACAUCGAGCAUUCCUCCGACAUCUCGAGAGAUCCAGACGCCAAGCGCGAAUACGUCAGUAGCCCUAUUUCAGAGGCUGGCACCGCGAGCUCGGGGGUGGGCUGGUCGACGGGUCUCCCAGACGAUGAAACUGCGCAUGAGCUUGAGACUUACGACGGACCGAGAACAUACACGCCUCCACCGCCCUACGAUGGCUGAGAUUGAGCAGAGGUCUAGGAUACAGUACUAGGCCAUAACUCUAGUCACACGUAUAUACCACCCUUACCAAUUCUCUAAAGCACAAAGUCAGGUUUGAAACGUAUUGAACAUCACAUCUUACUAUCUAAGCUCAUAUAUCGUCCUGUGGGCCCUCGGUGUUCUUUUCGCUUUUUCAAAGUGGUAUUGCACUCAAGCAGUGAUCUAUAUAUCUUGCGCCUCCAGAGUCAGACCAGGUGCUCAAGCGCUUUGACACAUACCAUAUACCCUCGAAGCCGGACUAGCAGAUACAAGAUUUUAGAAGCCUAAUGCAACGUUCCACGCACUAUGGAUUAGACUAUGA
This is a messenger RNA of Mytilinidion resinicola, 1607 nucleotides long. RefSeq lists its product as uncharacterized. Bases 185 to 1267 code for a protein of 360 amino acids. NCBI's taxonomy places the organism in Eukaryota, Fungi, Ascomycota, Dothideomycetes, Mytilinidiales, Mytilinidiaceae. The transcript is spliced from 2 exons. The record is from RefSeq and is a predicted model, not a curated record.